Archocentrus centrarchus (flier cichlid) is the source of this 5480-nucleotide messenger RNA. Its product is annotated as PH_BCR_vertebrate and RhoGAP_Bcr domain-containing protein. Gene Ontology annotation, molecular function: guanyl-nucleotide exchange factor activity; GTPase activator activity; protein serine/threonine kinase activity. Bases 708 to 4571 code for a protein of 1287 amino acids. Gene Ontology annotation, cellular component: membrane. The transcript is spliced from 24 exons. The record is from RefSeq and is a predicted model, not a curated record. Gene Ontology annotation, biological process: protein phosphorylation; positive regulation of GTPase activity; intracellular signal transduction. NCBI's taxonomy places the organism in Eukaryota, Metazoa, Chordata, Actinopteri, Cichliformes, Cichlidae.
GUCCCUUCACGCUGAACUUUAUCAGGAUUAACCCCAGUUUGCAGAGCGUAACUCAAAGGAUAAGGGUGCUGUGUCGCAAAGCGUCGUGUCAGGAGCUGGGUGAGAAAGGAGAAAGAUUAGUGUGAGGUCAGGCUGUGUUUGAGCCACCAAAAGUCGGGACCUGGUUUUUCCUAAAUUCACCUGAAAUCGCACACCCACACACAAACUUCUCAUCAUGUGGGACAGGGUUUCUCACUUUGUCUCCUUUAUCAGACCAUAUUUUGCAAUAGCUGUCAUGCCGAAUUUCAUUUCCUGGUGGAUUCCCAUUUUUCAGCUGUAACCGCCUUUAACUGGAGACAGUUUUGUGGCUGCGACUGACAGAGAGCCAAAACAGCGGAGAGCUGUAAGCCUCAGUCUGACACCAAACGCAGAGGAAAGCGGCGGAUCUCCAGAGAACAGCACAGAAACGGGAGCAAGUUGGAGAAAAGGAUAACCUCACACUUUCAUGGACUUUGUUAAACAGAGCGAGACUUGCGCAAGUAGGAUCUGAUUCUUAUGACUGUGAGUAAAGACUGUGUAAAUUAUGUUUAAUUUCCCUUCAAAGUGGAUUACUCUGAAAAACACCUUGAACUCAUAGCGCAAUGGAAGCUGCAGGUUACAAAGAGUCAAGUCGGGCUUUGGAAACGCUUCUGCCGGUAGCUUACUGAACAGUUUGUGUCAGAGUCAUAAUGGUUGAACCGGUAGGGUUUGUGGAGGCAUGGAGAGCGCAGUUCCCUGAGUCUGAUCCCCCUAGCAUGGAGCUCAACUCACUGGGGGACAUUGAACAGGAGUUGGACAAAUGCAAGUCAUCCAUUAGGCACCUGGAGAAGGAAGUAAACAAGGAGCGCUUUCGGAUGAUCUACCUGCAGACUCUACUUGCAAAGGAGAGGAAGUCUUAUGAUGGGCAGAGAUGGGGAUUUAAAAGGAUGCCAGAGACAAAUGAUGAAGACAACCAGAGGUCCAGCAUAGAUGAGGCAGCAGCAGAGGAGCAGCAGCACAGGGUGGCUGGUAAGACGGCCAAGUGCAAACCACAUGUGAACACAGAGAUGGACGGUGCCUCCCCCUGCAAACACAAGGGUGGGGUGUCACCUGUCCGCCAAGACUCCGAGCUUCCUGAUUUCCCAGUGGGUGCAGGCUCGGUGGCAGCUCUGAGAUCCAACUUUGAGCGUAUCAGGAGGGCCAACUCUCACACAGCAGGUGAUGGCAGGGGCCUGUCAGUGAUGGGAGGACAAGAGAAACCCUUCUACGUGAACAUGGAGUACAAUCAUGAACGGGGGCUGGUCAGAGUCAACGACAGGGAGGUCUCGGACAAGAUCAGCAGCCUGGGCUGUCAAGCCAUGCAGAUGGAGCGGAAGAGGUCCAUGCAUUCCCUCCCUGGGAACCUGUCAGCCGCCACGGGGGACAUCAGCAAGGCUGUUCAGAGAGGCAGAUCCUCCGAGGGGAACUGCAGCUACAAUGGGUCAUACGAAGACGCCGAGGUCAACCCACACUCGCUGAAAGACUGUGUGAGCCGGUCCUCUGCGGGAAAGUCUGAGCGACAGCCACUGGAGUGCCACCCUUACACCAGUGUGUAUGUAGGGGGAAUGAUGGCUGAAGGGGACACUCGAGUCAUCCACAUUAGGGACCACAGCAUAGAGGAGGACAUGCACCUGACCUGGCCGAGGCGCUCCUACUCUCCUGGGAGCUUCGAUGACGUGGGAGGAGGCUACACACCGGACUGCAGCUCCAAUGAGAACCUGACAUCCAGUGAAGAGGACUUCUCCUCAAGCCAGUCCAGCCACGUGUCUCCCAGCCCCACCACUUAUCAGAUGUACAGGGAGAAAAGCCGUUCACCCUCCCAGCAGUCCUUCGACAGCAGCAGCCCACCCACACCUCUGUCUCACAUUCGUCUGAAGCAGCACGGCUUGGUUUCUGAGACCUCCAUCGCUGGAGUCCGUAAAGCGAGCCAGAUCUGGCCCAGCAACGGGGACUCCACUGCAUCCAGCAGAACCUCCCAUGACAACAGUGUUCAAGGAGAUCUAGAGGCUUCCUACAAUGAAAACUCUCCAUCAUACGGCUAUGACCUGGAGCACUCAGAAGAGCAUCAGCCUCACCACGACCCUCUGUCCUUCACCGGAUCUCCUUCCUCCUCGCCACGGCGCCGCUCCAAAAGCAGGAACAACCGAGACAAGCAGUCCUCCGGUUCUCUGGAGUCCACGCUGUCGGUGGAGCUGGAUCAGGAGAAGGGCUUAGAGAUGAGAAAGUGGGUUCUGUCAGGAAUCCUGGCCAGUGAAGAGACCUACCUCAGCCACCUGGAGGCCCUACUGAUACCCAUGAAGCCUCUGAAGGCAGCAGCCACAACAUCCCAACCGAUGCUGACCAUCCAGCAGAUAGAGACCAUCUUCUUCAAAGUGCCAGAGCUUCAUGAGAUCCACAAAGACUUCUAUGAUGCUCUGCUGCCCCGAGUCCAGAAUUGGAGCCACCAGCAGUGUGUGGGCGACCUCUUCCAGAAGCUGGCCAGCCAGCUUGGAGUGUACCGGGCCUUUGUGGAUAACUAUAAGGUUGCUGUGGAGACGGCAGACAAGUGCUGCCAGGCAAACGCUCAGUUUGCAGAGAUAUCUGAGAAUCUCAAAGUCAGAAGCACAAAGGAUUGCAAAGACCAGUCGGCUAAAUAUUCACUGGAAACUCUUCUCUACAAGCCUGUGGACAGGGUGACGCGCAGUACGCUUGUUCUGCAUGACCUACUGAAGCACACACCCGCCAGCCACCCAGACUAUCCGCUGUUACAGGACGCCCUGCGCAUCUCCCAGAACUUCCUGUCCAGUAUAAAUGAAGAGAUCACCCCGCGCAGACAGUCCAUGACAGUUAAGAAAGGAGAGAACCGUCAGCUACUGAGGGAUCGCUUUAUGGUGGAGCUGGUGGAAGGUUCCAGGAAACUCCGUCACGUCUUCCUCUUCACCGACCUGCUGCUCUGCACCAAGCUGAAGAAACAGGCUGCUGGGAAAGGGCAGCAGUACGACUGUAAGUGGUACAUCCCCCUGGCUGACCUGACCUUUCAGUCUAUCGAGGACUGUGAGUCCAGCCCUAUCCCGCUAGUUCAGGAUGAGGAGAUCGAUGCGAUGAAGAUCAAAAUCUCCCAGAUCAAGAAUGACAUCCAAAGAGAGAAGAGAACCACCAAAGGGCCCAAGGUGAUUGAGCGACUGAGGAAGAAGUUGUCAGACCAAGAGUCCCUGCUGCUUCUCAUGUCCCCCAACAUAGCAUUCAGAGUGGCCAACAGAAAUGGCAAAGGCUUCACGUUUCUAAUCUCUUCUGAUUACGAGCGUGCAGAGUGGAGGGAGAUCAUUCGCGAGCAGCAGAAGAAGUGCUUUAAAAGCUUCUCUCUGACUUCUCUGGAGCUGCAGAUGCUCACUAACUCAUGUGUGAAGCUCCAGACUGUUCACACCAUUCCAAUGACCAUGAAUAAGGAGGAUGAUGAAUCUCCUGGUUUAUACGGCUUUCUGAAUGUCAUUGUCCACUCUGCAUCGGGGCUCAAACAGAGCUUAAACCUGUACUGCUCUCUGGAGGUGGAUUCCUUUGGCUACUUUGUCAACAAAGCUAAGACACGUGUGUACAGAGACAGCACAGAGCCCAACUGGAACGAGGAGUUUGAGAUAGAACUGGAGGGCUCUCAGACGCUGAGGCUGCUCUGCUAUGAGAAGUGUUGCAACAAAGUGAAGCAAAGCAAAGAGGAUGGAGAGCUCUCAGACAAGAUUGUGGCUAAAGGACAAAUACAGUUGGACCCACAGACGCUACAAAGUAAAGACUGGCAGAGGACAGUCAUCGCCAUGAAUGGAAUUGAGGUGAAGCUUUCGAUGAAGUUCACCGGCAGAGAGUUCAGUUUGAAGCGAAUGCCUUCCCGGAAGCAGUCUGGCGUCUUUGGAGUGAAAAUCAACGUGGUAACAAAGCGAGAACGCUCCAAGGUCCCACUCAUUGUGCGCCAGUGUGUUGAGGAGAUUGAGCGACGAGGGAUGGACGAAGUGGGGAUUUACAGAGUAUCUGGCGUCGCAACUGACAUCCAGGCGCUGAAGGCUGCUUUUGAUUCAAACAACAAGGACGUGUCUCUCAUGAUGCGGGAGAUGGAUGUAAAUGCUAUCGCUGGAACACUGAAGCUGUAUUUCCGUGAGCUGCCAGAGCCUCUUUUCACCGAUGAGUUGUACCCAAACUUUGCUGGAGGCAUUGCUCUGUCUGAUAGCGUGGCCAAGGAGAGCUGUAUGCUCAAUCUGCUGCUGUCCCUGCCGGAGCCCAAUCUGGUGACUUUUCUCUUCCUGCUUGACCACUUGAAAAGGGUGGCUGAAAAUGAGAGCACCAAUAAGAUGUCUUUGCACAAUAUAGCCACCGUCUUUGGUCCCACUUUGCUCCGACCCUCUGAAAAAGACAGCAAAAUCUCAAGCGGCUCACAGCCGAUCUCCAUGAACGACAGCUGGUCUCUGGAGGUCAUGGCUCAGGUCCAAGUCCUUCUCUAUUUCCUUCAGCUUGAAAGCAUUCCAACACCUGACAGCAAACGUCAGAGCCUUCUCUUCUCUACUGAAGUAUAACAGUAACAUAAUGUCCCAUCGUGAGGAAGAUUGUCGGCUGCUUCGGGAGGUGGAUGCUGCUGAUUUCCUCUUCAUGUAGCCACCAGGGGGAGCCUUUGCCCUAUUCAAACCUGGAAAGAGCCACCACGGUCAAAUCCAUUGCUCUUGGAGAUGUUAAUGAACAUGUGGUGUUCUGCUUAAGCUUACCUGCUGUGUCAGUAAAAGGCACCUGUUUAUGACGUGUGGACAAAAUAUAUCAUUUAUUUUAAUUUAAUUUAAAUUUCAAGGAGCAAUAUUUACUGUAUUUAGUGUUUACCCCUUUUCUGUUUGGUCACUGCACAUUAGCUCCAUAUCCAUGGGGGGGACUUCGGCUGGAUUUUGUCAGAUGUGGGUGGAUGAUGGACUUAGCUGGAUGAAAGGACUUAUAUUUUUCAAGUCUAAACAUGUUUGCAUUUUUUUUUUUUAUAAAAAUGUUUGACUUGGUUUCAAGCUCACCUGUGCCAAUGUUUCCCUGCUGACAACCAGUAGAACAUUUCAGUUUUCCUAAUGUUUACACUCUCUGAAUUUUGUACAGAAUUUAAAAAGUAUGAGACUGAAAACUGUAGUUAAGAUGCAGCAACAUGCAGGCAUGUUGACCUAAACAUUGUUUUCUGUGCUAUAUGGUUUGUGACCUUUAGCAGGUUCUUCUGGUGGAGUCCGGGCCAACUUUCAUGUACAUACCAGUUUUUUGUUUGUUUGUUUGUUUUUUGGAGGAGGUACAGAGAAGUGAAAGGAAAAUCAUUCCAGAAAAGGCUUAGUUAUUCUACCCAUGGAAUGUAUACUGUGCUGUGUGUAAAUUUAAUUUCAGUUUUCUUUUUGCCCAUAUUUCAUGUGUCCACAUUGGGGUUUUUUGGUUUUAUUGUUUAGAUUCUGUCUGAACUGAUGUAUUCA